CGUUGUGCAGCGGAGAAAGGAGAGACUGCUGAGGAGGAGAGGCAGAGCGCCGCGGACCCACAGACACGUCCCACGCCACCGCCACAGCCAGACGCACGCAGAGAAGGAGGGGGGAACUUUGAUUUUGACCACAAGUCCAUCCUCAGCGACAUGACGAGGAAGGGGAAGAGAUCUGCGUUUGUUGUUGCGGGCUCCAGAUCCGCGCGCAGCAUAUGAUGCCCUUGGACUCGUGUUGUCAGUGACCAUUUGGCUCUCAUUUGUCUGGUUUCUCUCAUGGUGUCGCGUUGUUGUGCCCGCUGCACUUUGGCCAGCUGCAUGUAUGUGAAGGUACUUUGAACGCACUCAAACCAACACGCCACGUUUGGGAUUUCCAGCCGUGAUGUCUGCCACAUUUCGUUCUUUGUUUCUGGUGCUAUUGUGCUCGCUGUCAGCGGACGCCCAGAUAGAGAUGAAGAAGGUCGUCGGGGACAACGCCACCUUACCGUGUCACCAUCAGUUGCCAUCAUCCAACUCUCUCGACAUUGAGUGGCUGCUGCAGAAACCCAACUCCAAGCAAAAAGUGAUCAUCACGUUCUUUGGAGGAGAAAUAUACACAAACGAGGAGUACAGCCGUCUGUCCUUUGCGGGGGAGUAUUUGGGAGGAGACGCCUCUCUGCUCAUCAGUGACCUGCUGCUCAGUGACUCUGGAGAGUACAACUGUAAAGUCAAGACCGGAGGGAAGUACCACUGGAGCCAAAUCAACCUCAUUGUACUGGUGAAGCCCUCAAAGCCCAAAUGCUGGAUGGAUGGCAAACUCCUGGAGGGCAGUGAUGUCAAACUGGGCUGCAAGUCCAGCGACGGUUCAGAUCCCAUCAGCUACAAGUGGGAGCGAGUCCUGGACAAAGGCAAGAGUCUGGGAAAGCUGCCAAACCUGGCUCUGAUAGAUCUAAAAAAUCCUGAGAUCGUCACUUUGAGAAACCUGACUAUGGACAGCACAGGUGUCUACAGGUGCACAGCCAGCAAUGACGUGGGCGAGGAGAGCUGCACCGUGGAGGUCACCAUGCAACACGUUAGAGACGUGGGGACGAUGGCCGGUGUAGUGGUGGGGACACUCAUGGGUAUCCUCAUUGUUACUUUAAUCAUUUGGCUCGUCUUUCGGAAAAAGGAGAAGAAGAAGUAUGAAGAGGAGGAGACUCCAAAUGAAAUCAGGGAGGACGCAGAGGCUCCUAAGGCUAAACUAGUGAAGCCCAACUCACUUUCCUCGUCGCGGUCCGGCAGCUCUCGCUCCGGUGCCUCGUCCACUCAGUCCAUGGUGCACAACAGUGUCCAGCGUGGUCACCGCCCCCGCCCUCCCGCUGUGGCUGCUCUGAAGGAGAAUGGACAACCCCCAGGCUUCCCUCAGUCACCUCCAGCCUACACUACAGUGGUCCCACCCAAGACCCCCGAGCCCCCCACCACACCCAAAUUCAACUCCAGGAACAUGUCCGCCCCUACGCCCCCCACCCUCAUGGUCCCAGCGCAAACCAAGGCCUUUCAGACUGUUUAAACAGGAAAGCGCCAGCACUCCUGCAGCCAAAAGACUCCCACCCCUGCUCUAUAGCGCCCUCCAAUGACUGAACUCUUCCAUAAUAAAUGCAACUAUAAAAGGAAGAUAUUACAACUAUAAAAUCAGAAAUACUUUUAAUUAAUGAAUGCAUAAAGAAUAUGACUUGCUUGACCCGUACUGAAUGACAUAGAACAAAAUAGAAGAAAUUCCAUCUCCAGAAUGCAUCGCUGUGUGUCUUGGCUGAAGGCUGAACUUAUUUCUGAGUUUCUUUUUUUGGCUUUGGGAGACACAGAGUACAAUGUUUAACAAGGUGGAAAGCCCCCCAGUAGAGCUUUAUUUAUUUAUUAAGGCGAAGGCUUAGAGGAAGGAAUGGAAAAUGAAUGCCCAGAAAAUAUUGUCAGACCAAAUUCAGAGGAUGCAGUUGAUUUGUCUACAAAACAAAUCAGCCUGCUCAAAAGAUAUCAUUUUUUAAGGAGGUUAAGAACUGCUAUUCAUUGCAGCGAGGACUGUAUGGAUAGUUAGUUUCUGAAAAAAAGUUGCAUAAUGAGCUGAAAAGGAUGUUCCCUAUUUUUCUCCAAAUGUCCUAUGCUGGUAGUAAGUAACAUUGGUGAAUAAUUAAUAGUAUUAGAUCUAUAGGUAGUCAAUACUUUAACUAUAGAUAAGCAUCUAUUAAACCCGCCUGGCGUUUAUUUCCAUUCUUUAUGUCUGUCCUGGAACGGGUGAGAAUCACUGACAGACUGCUGUGUGUGCAUUCAUUAAAUAUUGAGAUGCGGUACAAAUCUUUACAUGGGGUUUUAAUCACUGUGUUUUAUGUUUUCUGCUUCAUGUAUCUGAAGUACUACAUUGAAAACCAAAAUGAUGGUGAAUGUGUCGAGCUCAAAGAUGGUGGAUCCCUAUUCAUUUUAGAAUCAGGAGUCAAAAGCUGUGCAAUUUAGGGUACGCCCGGGAAGUCACAGGGUUUCGAGUGCCCCCUGUAAGUCACUGAUUUCAGUUUUACAAAAGGGUGAGGCGAGAUUUUACAACAAUCAUACAGGAUAUUCUGACUCCUGACUAGUAAGGUUCCAAUAUGUUUUCUGUCAAGACUCAAGAUUGCCUUUAAAUUGAACUGAAAAGUAAUUAUAAUGACUAAAAUUACAUAGGUCAGCAUCGAUUAAAACUACAACUGAAUUUUUCGUACUGAUAUUUUCGCCAAAUAAUGGAGUGGAGACUAUCAAACAUCCACUUUUCAAACCUAGAACCAAAAACCAGGUCAUAAACUCUACGUCCAAUACAUUAUUUAUUACUGUUAACUUACAAAAAUACAUUUACGUUAUCUAUUUAGUCUAUUCAAACGUGACAAAAUAAAAAUAAUUACUUGAGUAAAUCUUGACUACUAAAAUUUGGAUCAAAAGAAAAAGAAAAUCUAUAUUUUUUUGGGCAAAAUGAGUCAUGAUGUUACGCCUUUUUGAUACGUGAUAAAGGAUCAUUGUCAGGACUCUCUCCAAAGUAUUACUGGAUUCCUGUUUUUUGGUUGGUGUGGCUGUUCUAUCAGUGCUUUUGUUGCACCCUGAGUUCUGGUUUGAUUGAGGCUACAGCUGAAAACAGGGAAAGCUGCCUCUCUAUAGUGUGCCUUUGCAGUCCCCAUUUUGAUCAUUUCUCUUUCUUUGUCUUCAUCAACGCCGCGAGGGGUUGGGUCUCGGUUCAAGUCCAGCUUUAAGGGUCAUAUAUAGCUCGCAGUCUAAGCCUCCAGCCAAGGGAACGCCAAUUAUCCGCAGGGGAAAGCAAUCUAGUGCCAGACCUUAGUAGUAUAUAAACUGUACAUUGUGUAAUCAGACAUGUUUUAUAUUGUAAAUACAAAUAGAUAUAUACGCACAUGAUGUCAUAUGAAUAUAGGCGAAUGUAAGGGGAAUUAAGACAAACUCCUUACAAGAAGUCGAAAUCGGAAGUGCAAACCUCGACAUACACACUCGCAGGCCAUGUUAUUAGGUAUACGUGUUACAAUACAUCUUCAUCACGCUGUUAAAUGACACGCCUGCUAUUCUGUUCAUUAGGUUUAAGGCGUUUUGAAGAUCAAUGUCUGACAAUAGACAUAUGGUAAGAAGACAGCAGUAUCUGGAAUAAAGAGUCAUUGAACUAAAUAAAUAAAUGCAUUGAGUUGCUGUCACAUCGUCCACUGCUUUUAAAUCUCUGUACCUAAUCACAUGGCCUGAGUUUUUGACAUAAUCAUACACAAUUAUACAACAAUACAACACACAAUAACUUAAAUCGACAUAUCUUUGCAGUCACGUUCCAUUAAAGGAUGUAUGCGUUUUGUCGAGUCCAUUUUGAUUCUUUUGGCCUUUCCUCAGGAGACUGCAAUAGGUCAAAAAAAUCAUUUGGUCGUGUCACUGAUAAGUAACCUCGAUGAGUGCGUAGGACUUUUGUUUUUAAGGAUUAACUUGAGUUUCUUGAGCUCCAAAUCUAUCUCCUUGUACACAAUGCACCUCCUCUAUUUUCUCUCAGGAAAAAAAAAACAAUCCAUCGCUUUCAAAAUCCCGUCUCAUUUGAUGAAAUAAUUCGUAUUUUGCAUUAGUCAGAUCCGUUUUGUACCAAUCCAAGAACUCGAUUAGGUUUGACCAGGGAGUGUGCGUGUGUGCGUGUGUGUGCUUUAGAGUACAUGCAAGUGUACGUGGGAGAGUGAGCCUUUAGGCGACACCCACUCUUACGUCGGCCGUGCGGUGGUGGAGGAGAAUCCAGCCAGGCAACGUAACCUUUAUCCACGUUGAUAUGAUCGCAGACUACUAGCGUGCAUCUCAAUUUGCGCUCGUUUAAACCUAUUUUUUGAAACAGAGGUUAUCUCGUUGCCUGUUUUUCCUUUAAUCAAAGCGAGUCCAUAAUUCAUUUUUAUUGUCAGCACUGGAGGGCACUGCGGUCUUUUCUACUUCUUAACUACAACACAGCAGAUGUUGAUGUGCAAUUGAGAUUUACUUAUACAUGCACAUAUAGGCAGAAAUUCACAGGAUUUGAAAAACAGUCCUUGUUUAUUUUGAUUUUUUUUUUUAGUUCUUUACAAAUCAAUGUGAUGGAUUGAAUGUCUGCAGGUGUUACGGCUGAUGGAUGCAGUCAGGAAUCUCAAACGCAGCACUGAAAGGACACUAGCCAACUUUGCUUUAUACCUGGGGGACUUUAGCACACGAAACCAGACACACGUUGUAAAUAUAAAAACACAAAACCUGCUGUUUCUGACAUACAGCUAUGCAUAAUUAAAUUCAUGGGUAACAUUUGCUUCAAGACUGUUUUUAUUAUCGGAGCGAAGUGGGGAGGCGAAAUAACAGAUUGCUGCCGAGCCAGAGUAGCGUAGGCUCGUGCCGUUGAAAUUCCUCCACACGUGAAAAAGAAGUGGUGGAGGUGAAUGGGAUGUGAAGUCUUCCAGCUGUGAAAUUCCACUGAGAUUUGUUGCUUUUUUAUUUAAUUUACACAGUUUGCAAGAAGUCUCAGAUGGCAGAUUCGCCAUUUUUAUGAGUCCUGCAAUGCUCGAGUCCUAAAUGUGCAAAAUAUCGCCUAAAUAUAUUACUUAGAGUUGAUGUCAUUCAAAAGCAGGGAUCAGCACAUCUUACCUUGACUGUAUCCAUCCACACAGUAUAUUAUCGGCACUCACAUGUAGUCAGAAUAUACCCAUUUGCUGUCAUCUGCGUUUUAUGAUAGAGGUAUAAAUUACAUGUAGCCACACUUUAUGUUAAGAAUAUUUAUGUUCAUUUGGAAAUGUUGAGUGGGCGUGGGGAGAUUUUUGUAGAAUGUCAACACAUUUAGCGACUGAAAAAUGGUUUCGGUUCUGGAGAUCACAAAGGUAUCUGCAUGUCUUUAGUCGAGACCAAGCAGAGGAUUGGAAAUGCUUUGGUGUAUCAUAAGCUUCUGUUUAAGAAAAAAAAGAAAACAUAAAAAACUACAAUUGUAAAUAUAAUCACAGAAAGUUUUACAAAGCUUUAUUUUUGGUCUCAUAUUCAUGUACUUUGCACUUUUUGUGUGCUCUGCUCAUCGCCGGCCCGUUGUGUGGGACUUGGCGAUGCGCUGUAGUGUUGUGGAUGUCAGGGACAGCAAACACGAAAGGGAAAUGUAUCAGACACUUGUUUCAUUCAUGCUCAUCUACUUUUCUUCAGUGCUUUGGAUUCUCAGCUUGUUUGUUUGUUUGUCUGUUUGAGAAAUACAAUCCAUGUAAAUAUCACACAAGUAAAAAAUGUAUAUUUUUACGACUUCUGAGUUACUACUAUUUCAUUUGCAAAUAAAAUAUACAAUGACAACAU
Periophthalmus magnuspinnatus is the source of this 5784-nucleotide messenger RNA. RefSeq names its product CXADR like membrane protein b (gene clmpb). NCBI's taxonomy places the organism in Eukaryota, Metazoa, Chordata, Actinopteri, Gobiiformes, Gobiidae. Gene Ontology annotation, cellular component: membrane; cytoplasmic microtubule; cell surface. The transcript has 7 exons. Bases 380 to 1525 code for a protein of 381 amino acids. The record is from RefSeq and is a predicted model, not a curated record.